AUGGUGCGUCAGCUGCACGACGGUAUGAUGGCGCGAGUCACGGACAACGGAGCUGUGUCAGAGGCAUUGGCAGUGACCAACGGAGUGAAGCAGGGAUGCAUGCUGGCGCCUACCCUCUUCCGUCUUCUGUUCUCUGCCAUGCUAAUGGACGCCUACCGUGAUGAACGCCCCGGGAUCCGCAUCGCCUACAGGGCGGACGGUCACCUGCUGAACCAACGGCGGAUGCACUUCCAUUCGCGCGUAUCCACAACCACCCUUCACGAACUCCUCUUCGCCGACGACUGCGCCCUGAAUACCACCUCGGAAGAGGAGAUGCAACGGAGCAUGGACCUAUUCUCCUUUAUCGUCUCCACUAUCGACAAGACGUCGGUGAGCUUUUACUCACGUUCCAAUUGCUACGGCGAAUUGAUCUUGGUGUGGACUGAGAAAAUCUAUUCGAAAUGGCACCGAAGACGAAUCUUCGACGCCAUGAUUGCCAACACGACAGGGAAAUACGCCGCAAAAAUCAACGCCACAUGUCCUGACUGA
This is a messenger RNA of Spirometra erinaceieuropaei, 528 nucleotides long. NCBI's taxonomy places the organism in Eukaryota, Metazoa, Platyhelminthes, Cestoda, Diphyllobothriidea, Diphyllobothriidae. The record is from the annotation of a GenBank genome assembly.